CCAUUGGUCAGCCAGACAGAAAAAGGGGUGGGCCAGAUGAAUUAGUGAUAGAACGCUUAAAGGCAGACUUCCUGCAGUGAUCAAACCCUGAAUGAUCUAACAGUCUGCCGUUUGAAGUGAUUAUCAUGCUACGCAACAUAAAGGCUUAUACCCAGCUGUGGGGCUAAUUAGUUCACUUAGGGCCCUUUAUAAAAAUCUGCUAGGGGAUUCGAAGGACAGCCAGUCACUGAGAAGUCAGCAACUUGACAGGAUAGCACCAACGGCAGACCUGGAUCCCUAAAGCUGACCUGCCGGAUCACCUGCUUUUUCUAAGAAUGCCACACUUAAGCGACUGCAGCUACUACAAAAUGCGGGACGCGACCAGAGCUUCUAAAGUACAAAGCCAUCUGGAGAACUCCAAGUUUCAUCUCCAUCAGAGCCAAAGCCAGCCAGUGAAGCAAUACCUGACGUUGGGCUCCAAGCUCGCCUCUACGGCCACGUCCGGUCACGCCGUGCCACAUCCACAUGCCCCCGGCCAGCCGCUGGCCACCAUCAUGAGGAACGGACACAUGGCCGCCGUCAGCGACGGGAGCAACCCCAACAGCCCCGUCACCCUGAUGACGAUGGCCAACCACGACGGCGAGUUUCCCAUGGAUGAAGUUAUCGAUGACCUUAUUAGUCUAGAAUCCGGCUUCAAUGACGGAGGCUUGGAUUGCAUGGAGCCUAACGUCAUAAUGCAAAGCAACGUCUCCCUCAGCAGCAGCAUGCUGGACGUCUAUGGGGGUGAACAAGGUAUGAACCCCCCUAAUGGUGGAAUGAGUCCCACAUCUAACCCCACAAAGCUCACUGUUAAAAGGGAGUUCACAGAGCAUGACACCAGGGUUAUGGCCAAAGAGAGACAAAAAAAGGACAAUCAUAAUUUGAUUGAAAGAAGGCGGCGAUACAACAUUAACUACCGGAUCAAGGAGCUGGGAACGCUCAUUCCAAAGUCGAAUGACCCAGACAUGCGGUGGAACAAAGGCACCAUCCUGAAGGCCUCGGUGGAGUACAUAAGGUGGCUGCAAAAGGAGCAGCAGCAUGCUAGAGAGCUCGAGAGCAGUCAGAAGAAGCUGGAGCAGGCCAACAGGAGGCUGCUGCUAAGGAUCCAGGAACUCGAAAUCCAGGCACGAGCACACGGGCUCCCGAACAUGGCCACUACCCUGGGGACGGUUGAGCUGUCCUCCCACCUCCUCAAACAGCAGCAGCAGCAGCAGCAGCAGCAGCAAUCCCCACCCCCGGCGCAGCAGCCGCAGCCGCAGCUGCCGCCCCUUUACCAGGAGGACGCCAACAGCGACUACCUCCAGAGGAUAGCCGUGGUGACGGGCGUGCCGUCCAUCACCGCCGCCAGCGGCCCGCAGGACCACGUCCAGCGGGCCGACGGCUGCUCCACGUUCUCCGACCCGCUCUCCCAUUUCACAGACUUCUUCACUGCCACGCUUAAGGAGGAGAACCAGCUGGACGAGAUCCUGCUGGACGACCCGCUCUCGCCGUUCGGCGCCGAUCCGCUCCUGUCGGCCGGAUCCCCAGGGGCCGCUUCCAAGGACAGCAGUCGGAGGAGCAGCUUCAGCUCCGCCGAGGGCAAUGACCUAUAGGGGUCCUUCGUCUUUGCUGCAACCCAAUGACUGCGCAGGUCAAAUCCCUACUGGCUAAAGGCGUAAGCAGGCCCUUGAAGACUGACUGAUGAAUCCCCGAUCCUGCUCUGACAACUGCAACAUCAGCAGACAAACUAAGCAGACCCCCCCUUAAAGCGCCAUUUGUUUAGAAAGUCAUAGACUGUUGCAGAAGCUGACAUCGUGUGCUGCUUGAAAGCGACAAUCACGUCCAAAAGACCCAAAUGGUGUCGACUGUAUUAUGGGCAACCGCUGUAUUUUCUCUGCCUCCCACACAGGGCAGAAAGAGACUUCUAUUAAAAAGGGAGACGUUUAUGAGAAAAAAAAAAUGUUAAUUACUACAACUGGCUGUUUUUUUUUUUUUUUUAAAG
Fundulus heteroclitus (mummichog) is the source of this 1999-nucleotide messenger RNA. RefSeq names its product transcription factor EC (gene tfec). The coding region runs from base 315 to 1610 and encodes 431 amino acids. Lineage: Eukaryota; Metazoa; Chordata; Actinopteri; Cyprinodontiformes; Fundulidae. The transcript is spliced from 8 exons. Gene Ontology annotation, biological process: regulation of transcription by RNA polymerase II. Gene Ontology annotation, molecular function: protein dimerization activity; RNA polymerase II cis-regulatory region sequence-specific DNA binding; DNA-binding transcription factor activity, RNA polymerase II-specific. The record is from RefSeq and is a predicted model, not a curated record. Gene Ontology annotation, cellular component: nucleus.